AUGUCAGACUCUAAAGCUGUCGAUUUCAAGCUAUAUCGCUAUGAUCCAAGCCUGGGAGCCGCACUCGUCUUCGUCAUCACAUUCACCUUGAUGACAGCGUUGCACUUUUACCAAAUGAUUCGAACAAAAACCUACUUCUUCGUUCCCUUUGUGAUUGGAGGUUUGUUCGAGGUUAUUGGCUACAUUGGCGUAAGUCUUGAUUCGCUCUAUUCAAUCUCUGACUCGACUGAUUUCGUUCCGUGCAGCNGAGCCAAAGCCAGCCAAGAAGCUCCCGACUUCAGCAUUCCUGCCUACUCGAUCCAGGCUAUCUUGAUUCUCGUUGCACCUGCUCUAUUUGCUGCGAGCAUAUACAUGGAACUCGGACGGAUCAUCCUUCUCACCGAUGGCGAACAGCACAGUAUCAUCCCCAAGAAAUGGCUCACCAAGAUCUUCGUCAUUGGCGAUGUCGUUUCUUUUUGUCUGCAAGCUGCUGGAGGCGGUAUAAUGGCGACAGGAACACUCGAAGCACUCGAGAACGGCGAACACAUCACCAUUGCCGGUCUGGUCAUCCAAAUCUUGUUUNUUGGAUUCUUCAUCAUUGUCAGCAUUACCUUUAACAUUCGCAUGAAUAGCGUACCCACCAGCCGCAGCAUGGUCAGCUUCAACCCUUGGAAGAAGCACCUUCAUACGUUGUAUGGCGGUAGUGCGCUCGUCUUGAUCAGAUCUGUCUUCCGUCUGAUCGAGUAUGCGCAAGGCAAUGAUGGGUACUUGAUCUCCCAUGAGUGGUUCCUGUAUGUGUUUGACGCUUGUCUGAUGUUGGCGACAAUGGCCGUGUUUGCUUGGUUCCAUCCCAGCGAGAUUUGGGCGCUGCUGAACAAGAAUGGUGGCAAGAUGAUCAGUCAUGGCUACAAGGUUGAGGCAGCAAUUCCUUUGACGUGA
Messenger RNA from Aureobasidium uvarum, 918 nucleotides. NCBI's taxonomy places the organism in Eukaryota, Fungi, Ascomycota, Dothideomycetes, Dothideales, Saccotheciaceae. The record is from the annotation of a GenBank genome assembly.